UUCACGAAGCAACUCCGAAUUGCAAAUUUAAAGGUCGACCUACAUUUCGACUCGAUCAUCCUUGAAACUGAAGAGAUUCUUCUGGCACGUUAAUUAGAAGAUUUCAUGGGCAAUGAACUGCCCUGAUCGCAUCACAGAGCUCAUUUCGUUGACGCGCGUAUAGGUCGCGAGAAAAAGAUAUGGAAAUCACGGUUCGAUCAGUGUGACUUUUUUGAACAAUGAUGCACCUUAAUACGCUCGAAUAUUCCAUCGUUACAUUGUUUAUCCUGUGUCGUGCGAGAUAAGGGUCGACCAUGGUAGACAAAUUGCACGAGUACGAAGGACUCAUGGGCAGAAUUCAUGGUGUUCGCGACACCAUCAAGGAACGAUGGAGCGUGUGGAAGGAGUGGAAAAACGGUUUGAAUCUGGAUCAAGGCCUAGAUGGGCUGAGACAUCAUUUACGGGGACCACCCAAAUUAGAGAGUACUUUGGACGAUUAUUCUCACAUCUAUAGAAAGAAGACCCGCGCCGAACUGGUAAGAGUUUCGGCAGCUGUUAUGGGGAUCGAGUUCUCGUAUGCGGCGGAGACGGCUUUCGUCUCGCCGACGUUACUCAAAAUCGGCGUCGAUCACCAGCACAUGACGCUGGUGUGGGCAUUGAGUCCUCUUGUGGGCUUCUUCGUGACGCCCAUUCUUGGCAGCAUGAGCGAUCGUUGUAAACUCAAAUACGGCAGGAGACGACCCUUCAUUCUCCUGUUGGCUCUGGGAGUUUUUAUAGGUCUCAUCUUGGUGCCAAAUGGUGAACACAUCGGCUAUGUCUUCGGCGAUACUUCGGUCCAUACGAACGAGACGAUCCCACUCGGACAUCGCACAACGGCGAAGCUACCCGAGGAGGUAAUAUCCGGAUCUGAAAGGGCUUCCUCGCAUUCCUGGGGCAUCUUCUUCACUAUUCUCGGCACGGUGCUGCUCGACUUCGACGCUGACGGCUGUCAAAGUCCAGCGAGGGCGUACCUUCUCGACGUCACUGUACCUGAGGAUCAUGCUAAAGGCCUAAGCACGUUCACCAUAAUGGCAGGAUUGGGAGGAUUCAUGGGCUACGGUUUGGGUGGCAUCAAUUGGGAUGCCACGUCGCUCGGUGUUAUGCUAGGCGGACAUCUGCAUGUCACCUUUACUCUCAUCACGAUCAUCUUUAUCAUCUGUGUCAUAUGUACCAUUACCAGCUUUAAAGAGAUCCCUCUUGAACUACUCGAACGAGAUCAGUGUCGGAAAAUGAGCGAGCCGAAGGCUUCAGAAGAAAACCAAGGAACAGAGAAAAAACAAGAGGAACGUGAAAAAAUCAUCCCUGACGAGUCAAAAACAUACGGCGCCUUUGAUGUUGAGCACGAAACAGAUCCCUCUAAAACGGAAGAAUUCGUCCUCCGUCCGCUCCAGACGCAACCCUCCGACUGUUCCGAGGAACCAGUCUCCGAAGGCAGUCACAUCAAUUACGGCUUCGAUGAUGUCGAGGGUGAAGUAAACCACACGGCAUCUUUGAAAGAGUACCUGCUGUCCAUCAUUUACAUGCCACGCAGUCUUCGCCAGGUGUGCCUGACGAAUCUCUUCUGCUGGAUGGCGCACGUCUGCUAUUCCCUAUACUUCACGGACUUCGUAGGCGAGGCGGUGUUCGGCGGGAAUCCGCAGGCACCCGCGGACACCGACGAGCGUGAGCUUUACGAGGAGGGCGUGCGAUUCGGAUGCUGGGGCAUGUCCAUGUACUCGUUGUCCUGCUCGUGCUAUUCACUGAUCAUCGAGCGGCUGAUCAAGCGUUUCCGAGCGCGUAAAGUUUAUAUCUACGGGCUGCUCUUCUAUAGCGUCGGUAUGCUUCUGAUGGCUGUGACGAAGCAUCCAGCUGGCGUUAUCCUCUUCUCAUGGACCGCUGGCGUCAUGUAUUCUACAUUGUUCACCAUGCCCUACCUACUUGUGGCGCACUACCACGCGUCUUCGACUUUCGACCUGACGACUGCGGGCGAUGCAGUUUCCGGCGGUUUUGUGCGCGGCCUGGGGACCGACGUCGCCAUUGUCUCCUCGAUGGUAUUCCUCGCACAGUUCCUGCUGUCCUGCUGUUUGGGCACGAUCGUUAGCUUCACGGGCACUACCGCAGCGGUAGUUUACGUUGCCAGUAUCCUGGCGAUGUGCGGCGCGGCCUCGGCCACGCAAAUUAUGUACCUGGAUCUGUAAAUCUUGCUCGUC
Trachymyrmex septentrionalis is the source of this 2207-nucleotide messenger RNA. It is a transcript of the gene lovit, whose product is annotated as proton-associated sugar transporter A. The transcript is spliced from 8 exons. The coding region runs from base 294 to 2195 and encodes 633 amino acids. Gene Ontology annotation, cellular component: membrane. Gene Ontology annotation, molecular function: sucrose:proton symporter activity. Lineage: Eukaryota; Metazoa; Arthropoda; Insecta; Hymenoptera; Formicidae. The record is from RefSeq and is a predicted model, not a curated record.